Molecule: messenger RNA, 2434 nt
Organism: Eufriesea mexicana
Lineage: Eukaryota; Metazoa; Arthropoda; Insecta; Hymenoptera; Apidae
Gene: Tab2
Product: TAK1-associated binding protein 2
Exons: 10
Coding region: 626-2434 (602 amino acids)
Molecular function (GO): ubiquitin binding
Source: RefSeq, a predicted model, not a curated record
AUUUCAAGCUCUGAUCCGCGUUCGAAGAUCUCGUCUCUUUCCCACCACUGGUCUAACCUAUUAUCCAUCUGUUUACCGAUAUAAUUGUAUGGAUCUUUUCACGAUCUUUUUUCGCGUAAUUGCGUCACUUUCGUACUACCGUGUACUUUUCGAUCUCGUUGGCGACGGAAAUCUCGGGUCGCAACUCGAAAUACAGAACACGAUCGGAAAAGUCACGUUAGAAAGUAGCGGCGUUUAAAAGAAGACACUCCGGUUAGGGCGAACGCUCUCCGACCGGUGGUCCAAGCGUACGAGCGCGUGCCAAUGAACAGUUUUCUCUCUGAUUGAUGCCUCACUCACCUGACACAUCGGUCUGCCAGGUGCGAGGCAACGGAAGAAAGAGAGCCGAAUUAUUAAUUCUGCUUAGCACUUUAUUCUCUUCUGUGGACCAGUGCCAAGUGCGAAUUGCACGCGCACAGUUUCUAACCUCUUAGUUUCUUCUGAUCCGAGCGAACGACCCUCGGCCCACUCCUUACUUGCCUUUUGCGGACUUUCGAUUCGAGAUCGAAACUCAUCUGUGCUCGAAAAUGCGUAGAAGUAGCUGCGACUCGGACGGUAGGCCUUGCCAGGAGGAUGGGGGCCCACGAUGGGGGAGUGCCAUUGCUCUAACAUCGCUAUCAUGCAGCUGUUCCAUGAGCUGAAGCAGCAGUUCCCUGCGCUCCCUGAUCACGUCGUUUCCCAGUGCAUCGCCCAGAACAGCCACGAUCGGGAGACAUGCGCGAGAAGUCUUCGUGCCACCCAAGAGUCACGACAGUCUCCGGGCGCGUUCCCACCGGCCGCACUUUGCGGCGUCCUCCAGCAGCAACAGCAACAUCAUCAACGAGCGAACCACGUGGCCACGCAUCAGCAACGUUGUUGCGCGAUGAGCCAAGCGCAACGCGGCUGCGGCACGAGCAACAACGCGAGCAACAACUCGAGCAGCAACACGCGACCGCACAGACCAGCCUCGUUGGAUAUCGGUAUGGCACGACGCUGUCCUAUCAGCUGUACACGAAUCGCCGCGAUAUCGGGCUCGUCACCGAUCGCAGCUAAUCCCGUCGGCACCCCUUCUUCAGCGCCAGCAGUCUGCACGACGCGCGGUUUCUUCGACGAUUGCACGGGACCGAGCGACGCGAACUGCCUUAACAAAGUCCAGAACGCGGGAAACGAGCCAGCCGGAUUCGAGCUGAACGUGAACGUUGCCUGCAGUCCUGCUGGCAAUCGCGACUUUCGAACGGUGCCAACGAUCGGUGGUGCCUGUAAACGAAGCGAUCUGCUCCUCGAUCCACGAACUCAUUAUGCCGAGCCGUUACUGAACGUGGAGAACACGGGGCAGAUCGAUCACACGCGAAGCUACACCUCGGUUAGCCUGACGCUAAGGCCACCAUCCUCGGAACCGCAACCUCCGAUCGACAUCAGAUCACAGGGCUCGAGUCUAACUUACUCGAGUUCUUCCCUGGAUCCUCGGGGCUUUCAAAGCCGUCUUCAGAUCAGCAUCGGCGCAGGAGCCGUUGGCAGUGUGGCGGCUGCGAGAAUCAGACCCCCGAUGGGCCCGAUCAGGCCCAACAGCUUGAUACCGCCGGUACAAACCGGUCCUCAGAGGCCACCAGGUCUUCCAGCAGGACCACCUAGUCAGUUACCGAGGCCCACGACGACGAUGAGCGCCCCAACCACACCUUCUGUACCAUCGACGACGAAUAUCGUUCCUCCCAUUAGCCUUCCAACGACACCGUCAGGACCGACGACGACCUCGCCGCCCUCCAGUCCCCUUGGCGAACGGAUACAGGCCAAUUCUGAUCAGAAUCGAUCGCCGUUGAAUCAAGUGGCGGAGCAUCAAAAGAAAUUGGUCGCAGAGCAGUUAGCAAGGAAAGAGAGACUCGCCAGGGAAUUGAGAGCCGAGAAAGGACGACUCGAAGCGAUGAAAAAAGAAUUGCAAUCCCUCACGAGGCCCUUUGACUCUUCGAUGCCUCCUCAGGAGCUAAAAAAAAAGUUGAGGAGCGAGAUCUAUCAGCUACAAGUUGAAUGCGACAGACUCGCAGAUGAAGUGGAUCAAUGGUCUGACCCAAGAGUACCUCUGGGUGAAACGAACGAAAAGUUUUAUCAGCAUAUUUACACCGGUCAACCUCUGCCAUCGAGGUCUGUCAGUUCCAACCCACCGCCUUUGCCAAGUCAGCCACCCGCCUGGCAACCGGAAUUGAGUGGUAACAACAUUGACAGAGAAGAACGAGACGGGCCUUCUUGGGUCUGUAGAAUGUGCACGUUUGAUAAUCAUCCGUUAAUGAACAAAUGCGAGCAGUGCGAUAUGCCGAGGCUGUUGGAUCACGGAAACACAGGCGAAACUCAAGAUAUUCAUAUACGAGUUACACAUCAUCAUAACUUCUCCCCAAGCCGGACAGUGCAUAGUUGGGUGGUAUGA